CUGGGGAAUAGAGGUAACAGUGGAGACGGCAGCAGCGUCGCCCCGUCGGGAAACAGACACACGGCAAUCAUCAUCUCCAUGAAGGAGGGGGGAGGAAGGAUCGCAGCUCGCCUGGGAGUGUCCGACCCCGGCGAUAAGAACAAAGGGGGGGAAAAAAAAUGACUGAGCGGAUUUUCGAUUUCUAAAUGGAAAACACAAGGAGGUUAAUGUAACACAGGGUCUGCUGAAAGGAGGGACUCCCGGCUGCAGCCUGCCCCUCAGCCAUGCCGCUCGUAUUCCGCACGCUGUUGUUCGGCUUUGUAACGCUGCUGGUUGUGGUUUUGAUAAUUGAUGAUAUUGCAGAAGUGGAGGAAGAAACUGCGAACACUGGACAUUCAAAGAAGAUGAACUUGCAGAAGCUCCUGCCUAAACCACACAGAAAGGCGGCGGCACACGUGGAUCCAACUGCUUUGACAAGACUGAGCAUAGAUGUGAACCACCAUCGGCCGAGCUACAAUCACACUGCCAAGCUCUCGUCAAACAACUGGACCUUCAACAAGACCCUCUCCAACCUCAUCAGGAAGAGUAUUCUGAGAUUCUUCGACCCGGAGAGAGACAUCUCGAUCCUCAAGGGCACUCUGAAACCAGGAGAUAUCAUCCAUUAUGUUUUUGAUCGCCACAGCACCACGAACAUCUCAGAAAAUCUCUACCGUCUUCUGCCAACUGUAUCCCCCAUGAAAAACCAACAUCACAGGCGCUGUGCCAUUGUGGGAAACUCUGGGAUCCUGCUGAACAGCAGCUGUGGCCCAGAGAUUGAUUCGCACGACUUUGUUAUCAGGUGUAACCUGGCGCCAGUGGAGGAGUACUCUCGGGAUGUGGGGCGGCGUACCAACUUGGUGACCAUGAACCCCUCGGUGGUGCAGCGGGCCUUCAUGGACCUGGUCAGUGAAGAGUGGAGGGAUCGAUUCCUGCAGCGGCUUCAAAGCCUCAGCGGCAGCGUGCUCUGGAUCCCGGCCUUCAUGGCCAAGGGGGGAGAGGAGCGUGUGGAGUGGGCCCUCCGUCUCAUCCUGCUGCACACUGUGGACGUGCGCACCGCCUUCCCCUCGCUGCGCCUUCUCCACGCUGUCAGAGGGUAUUGGCUCACCAACAAUGUCCACAUCAAGCGUCCAACCACUGGCCUCCUCAUGUACACGAUGGCCACUCGCUUCUGCGAGGAGAUCCAUCUUUAUGGCUUCUGGCCCUUUGCACUCGACCCACAGGGCAAACCAGUUAAAUACCACUACUACGACACUCUGAAAUACGAGUACACGUCCAGCUCCAGUCCUCACACCAUGCCUCUGGAAUUCAGGACCCUGAGCACAUUGCACAGACAGGGGGCGCUCCGGCUCCACACUGGGACCUGUGAUGCGGAGAGGAGACCACAGAGGGAGCUCCAGAGCAAAUAGCUGGAUGGAAGAUCACCAUGGGAACUACUCUCUUGACUGAGAAGACUUUAUACAAACAGUUUACUUGUUACUGUACUUUUAUGAAACUUGAAUUAACUUAUUUUCAGUAAUUGGAAUGAACUUUAUUU
This is a messenger RNA of Seriola dumerili (greater amberjack), 1552 nucleotides long. RefSeq names its product ST8 alpha-N-acetyl-neuraminide alpha-2,8-sialyltransferase 2 (gene st8sia2). Gene Ontology annotation, molecular function: alpha-N-acetylneuraminate alpha-2,8-sialyltransferase activity. NCBI's taxonomy places the organism in Eukaryota, Metazoa, Chordata, Actinopteri, Carangiformes, Carangidae. The transcript has 6 exons. The record is from RefSeq and is a predicted model, not a curated record. The coding region runs from base 264 to 1424 and encodes 386 amino acids. Gene Ontology annotation, biological process: N-glycan processing; oligosaccharide metabolic process.